Molecule: messenger RNA, 10751 nt
Organism: Diachasma alloeum
Lineage: Eukaryota; Metazoa; Arthropoda; Insecta; Hymenoptera; Braconidae
Product: AF4/FMR2 family member 4
Exons: 10
Coding region: 82-7368 (2428 amino acids)
Cellular component (GO): chromocenter; nucleus
Molecular function (GO): chromatin binding; DNA binding
Source: RefSeq, a predicted model, not a curated record
GGCUAGUGGAGGGUCGGUGGCGUGCGCUGUGUGUUCCAGUGAUGUCGGUGACGCGGCGGCUUGCACUGCUGGACCUGGACAAUGGCCGGCAAGCCUGAGCAGCGAAUCUCUCACCCAGCUCCCCCGAAUCACGUACAUCAACAGCAACAGUCACAUUAUCAACCGCAUUAUCAAUCAAAUAAUCACAACAAUCGUCGUACAAAUAUACAACACAACGAUACUCAGAAUAUACACGAGAACAGUGUGCUUGUUUAUGUACCAAGUGAUAAUUUUACAUAUACAACAACGGUAGAUCAUAAUGCCGAUGGUUUGUACCAGAGCAAUCAAUCACAACAGCAAACAAAUCAGUACCCAGGAAUUGUCCUGCCUCAGGUGGAUAAUACGGGUGCAUACAAAACUAAUUACAGUAUUGAUGGUGGAUCAAUUGGUAAUGACCUAGAGACUGACGGUGAUACGGAGAGUGAUUGUUGUCUAAAAACAAUUGACAUUAAUUGCAGUUUAACUGCUGGACAACAGUCUCAAUUAUCCCAGGAUGAUGAUGAAUUUGGUAACGGUUAUCGUAGUAAAACGAUAAAUAUCAAUGACAUUGGGGCGACUGGUUCGCCCAGUAAUACGGGAAAAAUAGAUUUGGGAAAUCUGAGUAUCGCUGGUAGUCUUGGGAGCGCUAGAAGCCCAGCCCACAGUGAUGCUGAUAGUUUGAGUGGUACUAGUGACUCAGGUGUUGUUGCAACAGCAUCGGCCACUAGAUCAGCGCUCCCAAGUAGCGCUGUUGUUGAUGAUUCUGAUGAUAAAAAUUAUUCUUCACAGUACGAGGUACACACCAAUAUCUACACAAAUUACGGUAGACAGUGUGUUGUUAAUAAUGGUGUUUAUCACGGUGUAAUUGACACUAAUCAAGUUAAUAAGCAGAGCGAUGACGGAAUUAAGUUGAACCGCAUCAGUACGGAAUUAGAACUGCAAAAUCGUAAUGCUAUUACGAAUGAGCGUGGUUGUGAUUCGGUAAGAUCUGACACGGGUGAAUCGGCUUAUAGCAGCAGUUUGAGUAGUCCUGAGUGUCAGAGUUUACAGUCGUGUGAUAAUAACGUAAACGUUGGUGUUUCUGUGCAGCAGGCUGCGCGUUUAGUGACACAAGUUAAUGUGGGUAAUAGCAACAAUGUUGCGCUGACUAUGAACGGUAGUGUGGUGCAGCAACAGCAGCAGCAGCAGCAGCUACAACAGGCGUCAAUUGCGGCACCUCGCGGGUGGAAGAGGAUAUGCACCAACGGGGUCAUCAUAUAUAUCAGUCCAAGCAGUACAGCGCUGGGUUCGCUCGAUCAGCUGAAGGAGUACCUGACAACCGCGGGCACUUGCAAGUGCGGUCUAGAGUGCCCACUUAGACCAGAACAGGUCUUCAACUUCGAUCCCAAGGUUGCAACGAGACCUUGGAGUCCGGAUCAAGGGAAGACACGAGAGAUGACAAAGCUGUGCAACCACAAGAGGAAACUUUUGUUGCCAUCAGCAGCGGCUAGUCCGGUUGCAUCUUGUACAUCAGUUGUAUCUUCCACUAUUUUACCUGCACCGGGACCACCAAUUCAUGCUAGUGCUGAUUCACCAACUUCAACUGACAAGUUGAAGAAAGAUGGCCUGAGUAAGAAGAAGAAAAGAAAGUUGAAUAGUGUGGGAAAUAUCUACUCGGGUGUAUCAGUGUCACAACUUCUUGCACAGAGAGAACGAGCAAUUGCAGUGGCGGGCUCAACGGGGGUUCAGAGUUUACCAUCGAACAACGGAUCACAGGUGUGGCCAAUAACUGCUCUGCCGAUUCAGCAGAAUAGCCAGCAGAUAGGCCAUCAAUCAUUGAGCUCCCCCUCGAAUCUCGACGUGAAUGGUUGUGUAGUGAGGAAUAACCAACAGAGACUGAAUCAACACAAUAUGACAAGUAUGCUGAUGGGUAAUCCGUUGAUAAUGAAUCAGCAGGGUACAAAUUUUAAUAACAUGAGUCAACAACAGCAGCAAAUGAUACUGCAACAGCAGCAACAGCAAGCGCAGCAACAGCAGUUGAUGCAGCAACACAUAUCGCAGUAUCAGCAGCAAAACCAGGGGCAAUCGAUUCACAAUCAGCAGAUGCAACAGAUGCAGAUUCUGCACGAACAGCAGCAGCAACAGCAGCAACAACAGCAGGAGCAGCAUCAUCAGAACGUUAUAUCGAAUCAGUUGAAUCAUCAACAGAAUUCUCAUUACGUUAAUCAGAUGAACGAUCAGUCUGUGCACACGUUGCAGCAGCAGCAGCACAUGAAUCAACAACAGAUUCAUCUGCAGCAGAUGCAGAAGCACAAUGUUCAACAGCAUCAACACAAUUCCCAGGACGCUAGUCAGCAACAAAUUACGAAUUACAAUAAUCAUCAUGGGAAUGAGAAUUUUGUUCAUCACAUGCAAAAUCCGAAUUCGGGACAGGGUCCAUUGCACCCCCAGAUGCAUCAGUUCCAUCAGCACUCCAUGCAACAUCAGCAGAAUCAGAAUCAACACAUGAUGCAAAAUCAAACGCAUGACCAGUUUCAUAUGCAGCUUCAGCAUCAGCAACAACAGUACAAUAACUCGGGUAUGAACCAUCAUGUGGAUAUUGUACAGCCGAAUGGAUCGAUAAUGCCGGGUAUGAAUUCAACGGAAUCUCAAAUUAGGCAUAAUCGAACACCUAGUAUCGGUGAGGAGGACAUCAAUACCAAGCAAAUGUCUCAGCAGAUAUCUCAGCAGCAGUUGCUAAUGCAUAAUCACGGAAUGCAGAGACAUCACGUGCAGAAUGGAAAUUUGCAGAAUAUAAAUCACGAUAAUAUGCAGAGAAUGUAUAGUCAGCACCAGGUGCAGUUCCAGAGAAGUUGUGAUCAGUCGAAGGGUGCGAAUAUGGAGAUCAAGGGACAUCAGCAGUACAUGCUGGUGAGUCAAGCUGGGAGAAGUCCGACGAGUGGAAAUAUUAUUGAAGUUCAGUCCCCUAUGGGAGCUACUGUACCUUCUGGACAGCCUAAUAAUGUCCAUUUCAACCAACGAGCCCAAAUGUGGCAGCAAAACCGUACCAUCCAGCCUUCUCACCAAUCACCCCCAGUAUCAGUCCAGAACAUCACGUGCAACACCAUGGAUCGAGUACCUCCUCUUCAUCAUCACAUUCCUCCAACUCCAACUUGGCCGGAUGAAGUGGCCAGGAAGAAGGCGAAGCCCAGUAAAUCCAUGGCCAAAAAACAGAGACAUCACAUAGCAGAAAUUAGAAGCAACAACGUCGAACAAUCUAGCCCUAGUCCGAGGGAUGACUUUGACAAAUCCCAAUCGAAUAAUCAGAUUGGCUCAACAGUCAGUAAUUCGCCAAGCUUCCUGGAGGAUCCCAGUGGUUACCUAGCUCAACAGACUGCUCUGCUAAACAGCACGAUAUCCAGGCAAACUGGAGUCAGCAGUUCGCAGAUGAUGAUGAGCACUCCAAAACUCGUGCAGACUAACCACCCAACGAAUCCCUCAAGUUAUCUUCCACAACAGAAGCCUUCCUCAGCAACGAGUCCCACCAGUUCGUCAAUAAACUCAGUGAAGAAUCACGCGACAUCACCUGUGGUCGUCCACAGCAGUAUGACUCCAACGUCAGUUGGUAGCAAUACCAAUGACUCCGACAACAAUUCAUGCCAGGGCUGUGUGACCAGUGGUGAUACUCAGUACGUGCAGGACCAGUAUAAACAGCAGAUGCAUCGUCAGUACCUGCUGCACACGGAUCAAGACCCAGUGACGUCGUCUACCUUCAAUGAAAGAUUCUCGAUGAACCAGCAAAUGGACUCGAGACCGAUCCAAGGUGGAACCAUCAGCACAAGUCACGGAUCACCAAUCGGCACAAAUAGUCCAGCGAACUCUGACACUCCUUCCUCGUCAGCAUCCGGGAUCUCCCAGCCUGCAACACCUCAAAGUCUCAUUUCAUCACAACCAUCGACCCCUCACAGUUACUCUCAACCCCCAACCCCCCAUUCAAAUCAAGUUCCUCCGCAAUCAUUGACACCAGUCAGCCAACAACCAUCCCAGUCUUCAGUCAAUCAAAAUCAAGAACAACCGCUCUCCAUAACUUCAGCAUCGAGUACUUUAUCGCCGAGUACGUCUCCCCAAAGGACGAUCCCCUCCGAAAAUCCUUCACCCCCAUUGUCAAAAAAGUCUGCAGCACGACAACAAACACCCGAGGGCUAUCAACCCCACCCUCACACCAUUGCCUCUGUGCGUUUGCCAAUGAUCCCCUUCAGUAAUUCCACGGUAAUCACAACAAUGGCCAGUGGUCACACAUUCAGCUCCAACACAAUAACCUCGGUAUUAGCUGGCAAAGCUAAUACAGCGACUGUAUCGAUCAAUACGCCCUCGGGCAUUCCCAAUUCCGCGAUUCCGAAUAUUCUGUCAACUAAACCUCAGCAUCAGUCUGCAACACCAGCGAGCAUCGUCACGUCAGCCAUUGUGCAUCCAACGAAUUCAACUCCAAUCAGUCACGGUCAGACGCACAGUACAAUUAUUUCCAAGUCUCCACUGGAAAUGGUGCAGAGUGUUGUUAGUAGUAUUCAAGUACCUCAGGCGAGUGCAAGCUCAACCGUGCCACAUCAUCAGACUCAUCAAACCCAGCAUCAUCAUCACCAACAGCAGCAGCAGCAUCAACAACAGCAACAACAACAACAACAUCAGCAGCAACAACAGCAACAGCAGCAGCAACAACAUCAGCAACAACAACAACAACAACAUCAGCAGCAACAACAACACCAGCAACAACAACAACAGUCGAAUGUCCAAGUUCACAAUGUAUUAACGUCAACAGGAAUGUUGAAGCACUCAGCUGCGUCAACCCUCCCCCCAGGUCACAUCUUAGUAUCCAGCGGUGGUCAACUGAUAAUGGCAAGUACUGGCACAGGAAUUAGUGGAGUCAUGGCUCCACCCCCUCCCAAGAUAAUCUCAAACGCCAGUUCAAUGCCUCCAUUGUCAGUCUCACCAAUGGUAACCAGUGUUACUGGGGCUGUCAGCCAAGUAAUACCCGCUGUUGGUGUAGCGCAACAGGUGAUUGGUCAACCCACUGUUCUCGUCAAUACUAUUCAAACGCCUGUGCUCAUUCAGCCAAGUGUUAUGACUAUGGAUGGAAUUGGACAGAACGUUCAAAUACCUCAUUUAACAGUUGCCACUGGCAACGUCCUCCAGAAUGCACAAUCAAUUAUCGAGGCGAAUCAGGAUGUGACUAGGACAGUUAGUACUAAUAGCAUUGUGAAUAGACAGCCGGCGCUGCUAUCACCGGAGACGGGGAUGAGCAAGAAGAAGGUCUACAAGAAACGAAAGAGUAAUACACAGACAGUGGCUUCUAUGCUGCAUAUUGCCUCGUCCCAACAGAACACGGGGAUGCUGAUGCAGUCUCAAUCGAACUUUGCUCAGCAGAACUUCCAGACGCAGAGUAUUGGGGGGCCAAUGCUCCAGGCGUUGACGAUAGUACCUGGGAAGGGUGGGGCACCUGCACAACUUGUGAUGAAUGGACAGGCUGGGGCCACAUCGCAGUUCAACACCCAACAAAUCAUCACCAAUCCACAACCAACGCAGCAGAUUAACCUCUUGCAACCGGUUAAUUUGCUGAAUGGCGCAACUGGGAUGGUCCAGAACUUUCCGACUAUCCAGCAGUUCAUUGUGCCAGGCUUGGGGAGCAUGGUGAUGUCUGCUGAUGGAACUGCGACUUUGCUGCAGGACACUGGCAACCUCGGGAUGCAGCUCCAGAUUCAGAAUGUCAAUGGUCAGAACGUUUUGACGCCGGUGCAGAGCCAUUCCAACAUCUUCAGUCCCAGCCAGAGUAUCCUCGCAGCUGGACCUGCAGGAAUGGUCAUCAGAGCGCCUCAAGCGGGGGGUGGCAAGAUCAUUCAGCAGCACAGUCCAGGCGCGCAGUUCCUCUCUCCAAACAGUGGACAGUUUCUCGUCAAUGGAACGACUUCUUUUGGGAAUCAGUUGAGUCCGAUUGUUGCUAAUGUCAGCCCCAAUCAGCAGGUGACCUUCAAUACAUCUCAAGUGAGGCCGACUAAUAUUCAGGGUCAACAGGAGUUCAUUCAGAUGAAUGGACAGACCCUCAUGGUCCCCUGCGCCACUGCACAGAAUUUAGCUGUCUCGUCGGCGUCAAACCAGCAGAAUACGACAUUUGUUCAACAGAAUACCACGAUUGUACAACAGCAGACGACCAUGGUCUCGAAUAAUCAGAUUCCAGAUUUUCAGACAGUCGCAACGAGCAAUGGAAAUGUCGAUCCGUCUCUGAGUCUCGAUCACAAUCAGUCGUACAUUCUGAGCGCUGGAAUGAUCCAGGGAAAGUCACCAACGUCACCAAAGAGCACUAUUAGUUCACCGUCGUCAGAACAGAGUAUCGAUCAACAAACGCAACAACAGCAUUCAGUGUCAACGCAAACAGCUGGGAAUCAAGCCAAUAUGGGACAGUCGGCAUUGAUGAGGCAAGGCUCACCACCGGAUACCACGACCCACAGUCCGGGUAAUAGUCAGAGGUCCAACAGUCCUGCUGUGGAUACUACGACCCAUGGGGCAGCUUCGCCUGCGCCGCCGAUUAGUGCUCGGCACCAUUCGUCAUCAACGCCCAUGGUCCACUGCAUCUCCAGCAGCGAGCCGGACUCGGGUGACAUUCAGGCCACAACAGACGAUUGGCGAAUCCAGGGCAUAGCCAAGGAAAUAACCCUGAAUCAGCCCGGUCUAAACGGCAAAACUUACGUUGAAUCAACCGUGACAACUGGGAUACAGAUUUAUACAACAGAGACAUUGAAGCAAACCGAGGGUGUCGUGAGUACGAUGAGAUGCGAGGGGAGGGAUCACAUUGGACGUGGAAUCAAACGAAAACUGGACUCCAUUCACUCGAUGCAUUCUACUCUGCAUGAAGACCACGAUGUAUCCGAGGCUCAGAGAGAUACCGGAAAUUGGAAACUCGAAGUUGGUGAGCUCGUUUGGGGUGCGGCACUGGGAAGUCCUGCUUGGCCAGGCAAAGUCGAGUCACUUGGGCCCCAAGGCACCUCGACAGUCUGGGUACGUUGGUACGGGAACGGGGGCGGUCUCACCCAGGUUGAUAUCAAGAAUCUCAAGUCCCUAUCCGAUGGUCUUGAGGCCCAUCAUCGAGCGAGAAAAAGAUUUAGGAAAAAUCGUAAACUGAAUAUGCAAUUGGAGAAUGCAAUUCAAGAAGCGAUGGCUGAGCUCGACAACACUAAAGACCGACAGCCCGUGCCGAGAAACAAACAGACCAUACCAGCCCUGAAAACAUCAAAAUCUGCAUCAACAUCCGACAACUCAAAGGCUAAAUCAGAGGUCAAACGGGCAUCCAAGAAGUUGACUGCGACGGAUUCGCAGAAAACGAUCCAAAAACAUUACCGCUGACGUUUUCAUCACGAAAGAAAAAUUGCUGAUGCAAUUGAAAGAAGAAACAUAAUUGAUAAUGACCAUUGUAGUUAAUAAUCGUCGCGCAAACACGCGGCGUAUCCUGUAUGAAAAAAAAAAUCGCAUUUCAGUGUAAAUGUGAGUGAAUCUGUACAUAAUUAAUGCCUAACUAUUGUAUAGGAGAGAAUUCCGUUCCCCACAAUGGAAUAAAAUACUCAUUAAUCAAAGAAAAACAUAAAAUCGAAUGGAAGAAAUCGUAAAUGUGCUGAGGAGAAAGGGUGGGGGGUAGAGUAUUUGUACAUACCAAUAUACAUGUAAUUGUAUACAUGCAAUAUUAUACAAUUGUAUGAUAUCGAUUGUAGAUGAUGUUGAAUUAACGAAAAUGAAAAAGAAACAGUGAUAUUAGAAUUCCUUUAGUAUCUCAAAAUUUUGACCAAUUUUAUGUAGACACUCUACGUCUUGGAGGUUCUUCUCAUAAUUGAAAAAAAUGUUUUAGCAAUAUUGAAUCAAUUUACAAAUAUAAAAUCAAUUCAAUCUAACGUCAAAAUGAAAUUAUUCAUCUUUUUAAGAAAAAUCAUCGGCCUGAUAUAAAUUUCUCAAAAUUUUGAUGCAAACGAAGAGUAGUUGACGUUCCUGAAAAACCUGAAGUCUUAAUUCGAAUGUUUUUGAUAAUAAUCGAGCAUAAUUAUUUGAUGAAUACAAUCAUUUCCAAAGACACCGAAAAAUCGUAUUUAUUCAUAGAUAUGCAAAUAAUAUUUUUAUCGUAGAGAAUUCUUUCUUGUGGCAUUUGUGAGUGUUUUUGGAUUUAUUGCAGUACCAGAAUUUCAUCUAACGAACACAAUCUUAAGUACAUUUCCAUAAUUGAAUUUAUAACUGACAUAUGAAGUUGCAAAUCCAUGAAUUGUUAAUUGAUAAUAAUCGUGAUAGUAAUAUCUUCAUUAUUAUAAAAAAAUAUGGAAUAUUUUAUCUUCAACCGCCCGAGUCUUGCCAGUGUUGUAACUGUACAUCUUCCCACAGUACAUUAUUUUCGAGGACAAUUAAUUGAAAAAAAAAAAUAUGAAUAAACUAUUUUUACACGCCUAAAAAUGUGUCAUACCGGUUUUAGAUUAUACGACGAUCAUCGACGACCAAUUUCUAUUACAUAUAACUCAUCAUUUGCGUCGCACAAUGUUUGACAUUCCUUUGUAGCACAUGUGUAUUUUCAUCAGACUCAGGUUUCAAUCAAUAGACGAACAAAACAAUUGUAAUCAAUGAAUUUAAUCAAACGAUCGAAAUAGUGACCAAAUCCGAAAAGUUGAGUCUUAAAGAAGAAAUUGGCAUUUACAAUCACUUGAAAAAAUUUCGAUGGUGCUAUUUAACGAAUUACUCUGAAUAGAAGCAUCCACUCUAAUUCCUCACAUACUAAUGGUGUCUUCAAACACCUUCGCUUACACCAACAUAUGACGGACAAUAAAUGACCUACUAAUAUCAAAUACUGGAAACAAAUUAAAAUUUACUGAAAGAGCAAAACAGAUUAUGUUUUUCACCGAUUUAGCGCCGCAACGAGAAUACAUGGAUCGUUUAACUAAAUCUCCUGUGCUUGUAAAUAAUUGAAUAAUGAGAUAAUUGUUGUGACAUUAUAUACAAUUGAAGUAAUCAAAAAAGCUACCGGUAAAAAAAAAUCACUAAAUUUAUAUUCAUCACGUUUGCAAAUUUGCAUAAUACUCCGAGGAUCAUAAAAUAAACUGGUGAAUCUCAAUUUGCAUAAUCAUAGACUCUGGUUCCAUAACAACAUACCAAUUUAUUAUCAUUAUUACGGAUCGUUCACAUAUCGCCGGGGAAAGAACUGAAUGCUGCACCAUUUUUAAACGUGACAUCCGGCCAGCCUUGCUGUACAAAUUGACAUUGUUAUCAUUACUUGAGUAACUCCAUUCUUAAUACGUUCUUAUGCCCACGUGAAACACUGUAAAAAUUCAAUUUUAAUUUUGAAAAACCAUGUAAGCACGAUGUGAUGAAGUAUACUCUUUAAAUAACCGGAGGAACUAUUAAAAAUGAAUGAGUACAUUACCUCAUAGACACCUAUACCAGAAUCAAACGUCUUGAAUUUUAAAUAAAAAAAAUAAAUAAAAACGGUAACAUAGGAAGAAAUCUGUAAUACUGACAACUAUGUAUAUUUUUCUUUACUGUAAAUAGAAUGUAAUACGCCUUAAUGAUAGCGACAUUGUACGAUUUUAACGUCGAUGUUUUUAAACUGCAGAUUUUAUAAUGACCGUGAGAAAAAUAAACAAACAUAACAGAACAACUCCUCAUAUAAAGCCGAGUGUUUUUAAAAUAAAAAAAAAUUCUUUGAAAUAUAUGACAUUUAUUGAUAAUAAAUCAUCAUCAAAAAUAAUGUAUGUCGCGGAAUUGGGGAGUUUUUUUGAAUGAAAUGUAGUUUGAUAUUAUUGAUUUACAACAGUAAUCGUAAGGGAGUGCAUAAUAUAGAAAUGAAACAUUGAUUAAAUCUGCCAGUGCAAUUUUUUUCGUUCUCAUUAGAAUCAACGAAUGGGCUCCAAUUCCGACGACUGGGAAACAAUAGAUUCCUAAAAAGCAGCCACCACUUGAAUUGCUCUGGUGAUGUCCACAAAUGAAUUAUUCCAUAAAAAUAUUGUUUUGUAAUAACAUUAAUAUUCACAUUGAAAAUUAUAGAGAAGAUCAUUGAAAUAGAUGUCCAAUGAAACAAAUACUGAAAGAAAAUCUCAGCCAAUUAUAAGUGGUGGUUCUACAUGUUAAGAAGCUUCUUCCUCGAUGAAUAAAUAUAAAAUGACAGAUCUAAAGAAAAAUUGAUUAAUUUGUAGGGCAAACAUUUUACAGUGAAGGCAUUAGAAAUAAUCGUAGAAUCAUGACAAAAAGUGAAGAUGAUUUUUUUUUCAGUGUAAAAUAUACAGAGUUCAGAUUCAAAACUAAUUAUACAUAUGAAUAUCAACUAUCGGUGGUGUAACAAACUAAAAGAUGAUAAUUUUAUAUUUACAUGUAGACGACAGAAUGAAAAAUCGUUAAAUUAUAAUGAGUGUAUGAUUACUGCUGUAAUAUGAAGAAAAAGAUAAACCCCCACCCCCUAAACUUGGUUCUUAGUUGAAAUAGCCAGAAGGGAGAACAGCUACCUUAUUUAAUAUUGACUUUAAGAUAUACAGCAUAAAAUAAAACAAAAGUAAAUAAAUAAAUAGGAGUCGGUGAAGUGCAAAUUGCAUUUUAACUAGACUAAAAAAAGUAUGAAGCUAUGUGAUCCACUACUACUAGUAGCUUUUAGCUGUAAAGACUUAUACUUUAUUUUGUAAAUUUUGUUUAUACAAUGUUUGAUCGUUCACGCAUGAUACUAUUGUAUGUGAAAAUAAGUUAAUAAAUCAUUAACACGUGAAGUUAAA